AUGGCUGCCGAAUCUGCCCUUUCAAAGGGGUCACUGGACCUCAUCUUCAAUGAUCCCGACAAGGCGGCCAAAGAGUUCCCUGUCCCGGUGAUGCAAUGUCUGCAGGUCAAGCAAAUGGCACCUUCCGCCCAGGGUGGCGACAGAUAUCGACUCGUCAUGAGCGAUGGUCAGCACUAUGUUCAGACCAUGCUCGCAACCCAGGCCAACCAUGUUGUCCACGAGGAUAAGCUAGUGCGCGGCUGUAUCGCUCGCAUCAAGCAAUACACGCCCAAUAAUCUCAAAGGCAAGAAUAUUCUCAUUAUCCUUGACAUCGAAGUAAUCGAGAACUAUGGUAUUCUCGACAAGAUUGGCGAGCCCUCGGCUGUGGAGUCCAGGGCCGCCGAGACGACCAUUGCCGGCAACGACUUUUACGGCGUCAAAAAGGAAGAGAAGCCCACCCCUCAACAAUCGAUGCCAUCCCGACCGGCGAUGCACGCUGGAAACAACAUUUACCCCAUCGAGGGCCUCUCGCCCUUUUCUCACAAGUGGACGAUCAAAGCCCGCGUCACAUCCAAGUCAGAUAUCAAGACAUGGCACAAGGCGACUGGUGAGGGCAAGCUGUUUAGUGUCAAUCUGCUAGAUGAGAGUGGCGAGAUCAAGGCUACGGGUUUCAACGAUCAGUGCGACGCCUUUUACGAGCUCCUGCAAGAAGGUUCCGUUUACUACAUCUCCACUCCCUGCCGCGUGAACCUUGCCAAAAAGCAAUUUUCCAAUUUGCCCAACGACUAUGAGCUGGCAUUUGAGCGCGAUACGGUCAUUGAAAAGGCCGAGGACCAGACCAACGUGCCUCAGGUGCGAUUCAAUUUCUCCACAAUUGAAGAGCUGCAAAGUGUCGAGAAGGACAAUACCGUCGACAUCAUUGGUGUUCUCAAGGAGGCUGGUGAGGUUAGCGAGAUUGUGUCCAAGAAGACUGGCGCGCCUUACCAGAAGCGUGAGCUUACCAUGGUUGACGAUACGGGGUACUCGGUACGCGUCACCAUAUGGGGCAAGACGGCCAGCUCUUUCGACGCACAGCCCGAGUCAGUUAUUGCAUUCAAGGGCACCAAGGUGUCUGACUUUGGCGGCAAGAGUUUGAGCUUGCUCUCGUCCGGUACAAUCUCCGUCGACCCAGACAUUCCCGACGCCCACCGAUUGAAGGGGUGGUACGACUCGAGCGGCCGCAACGACACCUUUGCUACGCACCAGAACCUUGCCAGUGUCGGCGCUGCUGCUGGUCGCAACGACGAGAUCAAGACCAUUGCGCAGGUCAAGGAGGAGAAUCUGGGCGUGGAUGACCAGGCCUACUACACAAUCAAGGCGACCAUUGUCUUUGUCAAGCAGGAUAACUUUUGCUACCCCGCGUGUCUGUCGCAGGGCUGCAACAAAAAGGUCCAAGACAUGGGUGAUGGGACCUGGCGCUGCGAAAAGUGCAACCUGUCGCACGACAAGCCCGAGUACCGCUACGUCUUGAGCUUCAACGUCGCUGACCACACCAGCCACCAAUGGCUUAGCUGCUUCGACGACUCGGGCCGUGCCAUUGUGGGUAUGUCGGCCGACGAGCUAAUGGAACUCAAGGAGAAUGACGAGGCCAAGUUUCUGGCGGCGUUUGAAGCGGUCAAUUGCAAGAAGCUGCAGUUUCGAUGCCGUGCCCGCAUGGACAAUUACGGCGAGGUGCAAAGAGUACGAUACCAGGUCAUGACGGCGUCAUUCCUCGACUUCAAGUCCGAGGGUGCCAAGCUUGCUGAAAUGAUUAAGCAAUACGACUUGAACAACUAG
Beauveria bassiana ARSEF 2860 is the source of this 1794-nucleotide messenger RNA. Its product is annotated as replication factor-a protein 1. Bases 1 to 1794 code for a protein of 597 amino acids. NCBI's taxonomy places the organism in Eukaryota, Fungi, Ascomycota, Sordariomycetes, Hypocreales, Cordycipitaceae. The record is from RefSeq and is a predicted model, not a curated record. Gene Ontology annotation, cellular component: nucleus. The transcript is spliced from 4 exons. Gene Ontology annotation, molecular function: DNA binding. Gene Ontology annotation, biological process: DNA repair; DNA replication; DNA recombination.